Molecule: messenger RNA, 1052 nt
Organism: Fusarium verticillioides 7600
Lineage: Eukaryota; Fungi; Ascomycota; Sordariomycetes; Hypocreales; Nectriaceae
Product: alcohol dehydrogenase
Exons: 3
Coding region: 23-745 (240 amino acids)
Source: RefSeq, a predicted model, not a curated record
GUGCUGUUAUCUUCUUACGUUGAUGGAGAUCGGCACUCAAACCGCAUUGCUUAUAUAUAUGCAUCCCCUUACUUCCAACGGACAAUACAGAAGGCCUUCUCUUACCUACAAUUCACAGCCUACAACUGCUCCCAAAGUCUUUAAAAUGUCUCUCGAAGGAAAAGUCGUCCUCAUCACAGGCGGAGCCAAGAACCUCGGCGCAGAAAUUGCGCUGUCCCUAGCCAGCGUUGGCGCUAACUUGGCCUUGCACUACAACUCACCUUCUACUAAGGACAAUGCCGACGCUUUGGCAAAGACAAUCAGCCAGUCAUUCCCCCAGGUGAAACAUGCGUUCUAUCAAGGCGAUCUUACCACCAAAGCAGCAGUUGACAAACUCUUCGAGUCGGUGCUCAAGGAUUUUGGCAAGGUUGAUAUUGUCAUCAACACAAUUGGCAAGGUUCUCAAGAAACCUAUCGCUGAGAUCUCCGAGGCAGAGUACGACAGCAUGUUUGACGUCAACUCGAAGUCAGCUUUCCUGAUUCUCCAAGCUGGCGCAAAGCAUGUCGAAGACGGCGGAAAGAUCAUCACCAUCGUCACCGCCCUUCUCGCUGCCUUCACCGGCUUCUACACCUCAUAUGCCGGAUCCAAAGCGCCCGUUGAGCACUUCACCCGUGGCGUUGCCAAAGAGCUCAUGGGACGCCGGAUCAGCGUUAAUGCUGUCGCGCCUGGACCGAUGGAUACACCUUUCUUCUAUCCUCAGAGCUGAUGAUGCUGUCGCUUCCACAGAGUCAGCGCUGGAGGGUCGAUGAACGGAUGUUAAGGAUAUUGCUCCCCUGUAAAAUUCCCUGUUACUGAGGGGGGAUGGAUUACGGGCCAGACUAUCUUUGCUAAUGGCGGUUAUACCACUCGCUGAGCACUUGAUGCCUGUUGAUACUGUAUCUAAAUUGAAACAAAGUUAUUGACCGUUUUUUGUACCAUUCUUAGGCUAAAGUCGACAUUCCUAUUCGGGAAAUUCUGUUUACACGCAUGUUUUAUCCACUCGUUACAGCCAAGAACACUGAAACAUGGCUGGU